Molecule: messenger RNA, 261 nt
Organism: Coniosporium apollinis CBS 100218
Lineage: Eukaryota; Fungi; Ascomycota; Dothideomycetes
Product: 40S ribosomal protein S21
Exons: 2
Coding region: 1-261 (86 amino acids)
Biological process (GO): endonucleolytic cleavage to generate mature 3'-end of SSU-rRNA from (SSU-rRNA, 5.8S rRNA, LSU-rRNA); endonucleolytic cleavage in ITS1 to separate SSU-rRNA from 5.8S rRNA and LSU-rRNA from tricistronic rRNA transcript (SSU-rRNA, 5.8S rRNA, LSU-rRNA); translation
Cellular component (GO): cytosolic small ribosomal subunit; ribosome
Molecular function (GO): structural constituent of ribosome
Source: RefSeq, a predicted model, not a curated record
AUGGAGAACGAACGCGGCGAGCUCGUCGACCUCUACGUCCCCCGCAAGUGCAGCGCCACGAACCGCAUCAUCAAGGCGAAAGACCACGCCUCCGUGCAGAUCAGCGUCGGCAAGGUGGACGAGAACGGGCGGUACACGGGCGACAACCAGACGUACGCGCUGUGCGGCUUCGUGCGGGCCAUGGGCGAGAGCGACGACUCGCUCAACAGGCUGGCGCAGCGGGAUGGGUUCUUGAAGGGGGUGUGGAGCGCGAGCCGUUAA